Messenger RNA from Rhododendron vialii, 573 nucleotides. Its product is annotated as phytochrome-interacting ankyrin-repeat protein 1-like. The record is from RefSeq and is a predicted model, not a curated record. Gene Ontology annotation, molecular function: protein binding. Lineage: Eukaryota; Viridiplantae; Streptophyta; Magnoliopsida; Ericales; Ericaceae. The transcript has 2 exons. The coding region runs from base 1 to 573 and encodes 190 amino acids.
AUGGCAAACUCUGCAACAAAUUUCAACGGUACUACUUUCAUGAGCUACCGCUCCAGAGCAUACAAAUCCGCAUCCGAAAAGACACCCGGAUCCCUCGUAUUCCUCUGCGACUUCUUGAGAGAGUAUGGCGCGGCGGUACCAAUAGACAACCGGGGCGACACGGUCCUCCAUCUUCUGGCCAUCAACGGCAACAGGGCUGCAUUCGAAAGCCUACUCCGGGCAGGCCUCCUGACCGAUGAAGCGCUGACAAAGAAGAACGUGCACGGCAAUACCGCCCUGCACGAGGCCGCCAGGUCCGGGCAGACGGAAUUCGCGGAGAUCAUGCUGAGGAGGAAGCAGGAUCUGGUUUUCUUGCGCAAUCAUGACAUGGACGAGACGCCUCUUUACGUUGCCGCUGCUUACGGGAAGAGGGAGGUUUUCAGGGUUUUGGAGAGUUAUCGCAGCGAUUGCAUGAUGAGGAGACGCGAUGGCCGCACCAUUCUCCACGCUGCUAUUGAUGGAGAACGUUACCAGAUGGUGCCAGCCAUCUCCCUCGCCAACAUUUUCGCGUUGUCGUGCACAAAUGCAGUUUGA